Molecule: messenger RNA, 2171 nt
Organism: Diorhabda carinulata
Lineage: Eukaryota; Metazoa; Arthropoda; Insecta; Coleoptera; Chrysomelidae
Product: dnaJ homolog subfamily C member 2
Exons: 2
Coding region: 233-2065 (610 amino acids)
Biological process (GO): 'de novo' cotranslational protein folding; regulation of translational fidelity
Cellular component (GO): cytosol
Molecular function (GO): Hsp70 protein binding; ribosome binding
Source: RefSeq, a predicted model, not a curated record
AAUACGUCAACGUCAUUUUUCAAGUGAACUAAUCAACCACGCCAUCUGCGCCAUCAUUUCGUUUCUUUCGUCUACGGGCAUUUCACCGUUCGCCAUGUGGGAAAUUGCAUUGAAUAUUGAAAAUUCAUAAAAGUGUUUGAUAAAAUAAGUUAUAAUUUAAACAAUUCAGCAUAUUAGUACUUAAUUACGUGAGUUAUUUUUCUCGUGCUUGUGAGGUUAUGAACCAGUAAACAUGGAAGAAGCUGCUAUUGGAAAAAACAAUAUUUGCUCUACAGUUGCAAUAAGAUAUCGGUUCGUGUAUGAAAAUGUUGGCGGUGGUGAGCCCGAACUCCAAUUUUCAUCGCAUCCUUUAAUUAAAUUACAAGUCGAAGUACCUAAAGACGAGAACAAAGAAGAACUUCUACCCGAAAACGUAGAAUACGAAGACGACGUUGCGUAUUUACGUAGUCUCGAUCCUAAAGAAUGGAAAUCGCAAGAUCAUUACAAAGUUUUGGGUAUACCGAAUUUGAGAUAUAAAGCUACAGACGAAAUUAUUAAAAACGCUUAUAGAAAAAAAGUUUUAAAACACCAUCCUGAUAAACGAAAAGCUUUAGGGGAAGAAAUAAAACCCGACGAUGAUUAUUUCACUUGUAUUACAAUGGCUUAUGAAACUUUAGGAAAUGUAAAUAGGAGGAGAGCAUAUGAUUCGGUUGAUCCACAAUUCGAUAACGAUUUACCUUGUAAUAGUGAUAUUAAAAAGGACUUUUUUAAAACUUUUACACAUUAUUUCGAACUUAAUUCUCGAUGGUCCGAAAAACCGAACGUACCCAAAUUAGGCGACGUAAAUUCUUCCAGAGAAGACGUCGAAAAAUUUUAUUCUUUUUGGUACGAUUUCAAAUCUUGGAGAGAAUAUUCUUACGAAGACGAAGAGGACAAAGAUAAAUGUCAAGAUCGUGACGAAAGGAGAUAUGUGGAUAAGUUGAAUAAAGCCGAUCGCUUGAGGAAGAAGAAAGAAGAAAUGUCAAGGAUUCGACAAUUAGUCGAUUUAGCGUACAGCAACGAUCCGAGAAUCGCCAAAUUCAAACAAGACGAUAAAGAUAGGAAAUUAGCAGCGAAGAGAGCGAAACAAAACGCAGUUCAAGCGAAAAAAGAAGAAGAAGAGCGAAUUUUACGUGAAGCCCAACUAGCUAAAGAACAAGCUGAAGCAGCGGAACGUGCUAAAAUAGAAGCUAAAAGACAGGAACGCGAAGCGCAAAAGAAAGCUCUUAAAAAAGAAAGAAAAACCCUUAGGGAUAUUUGUAAAUUGAACAAUUAUUACACUGAAGAUGCAGAAGAAAAUUUAUCCCGUAUGACAGCGAUCGAAGGGAUGUGCGAGCGGUUAUCUUUAAAAGAAUUGGAAGAUUUGAAUAAAAAUUUGAAAAAUAACGGGAAAAGCGCGUUCCUUAAAGCGAUCAAAGAAAACGAAGCGUUCUUACAAAAAGAACGAUUGGAAAUACUGAACGCUACUAAGAAAAGCGAUACAGGAAAUAAUACACCAGCAGUAGUUAUGGUAGCACCGGAUUGGAACGAAGAUAACAUACAGUUACUGGUAAAAGCGGUUAAUCUCUUUCCUGCCGGUACCAAUCAAAGAUGGGACGUCGUGGCUAAUUUCAUCAACCAGCACGGUACUUUUUCGGAAAAUAGUAACAAAUUCAAUGCGAAAAUGGUACUAUCGAAAGCGAAAGAUCUCCAAAACACGGAUUUUUCCAAAAAUAAUCUAAAAGAAGUGGCGAACAAACAGGCCUUCGAUAAUUUCAAGAAAGAUAAGAAGAACGUGCUGAACAUCGGCGAAUCGGAUAUAUCGAAAAAAUUGGAGGAGGAUAAUAGGAAAUCGGCGACGAACGGCGAAGUGAAAAUUUGGACGACGAACGAACAACAAUUGUUGGAACAAGCUUUGAAAACUUAUCCGGCUUCGACGCCGGAACGGUGGGAUAGGAUAGCGGAAUGUUUACCGGACAGAUCGAAAAAGGAAUGUAUGAAACGUUAUAAGGAUUUGGUGGAAACAGUGAAGGCUAAAAAAGCGGCCCAAGCGGCCAUCAACAAAUAAUAUUUUCGAUUUUUGUAUUUUAGGCGAAUGAAUUGGAAUUAUUGACGACGAAAAUAUUUUAUUUUGUCGUUUUUGAUCGAAAUAUAUGACAAAGUUACUGAGUUUA